Molecule: messenger RNA, 2368 nt
Organism: Daucus carota subsp. sativus
Lineage: Eukaryota; Viridiplantae; Streptophyta; Magnoliopsida; Apiales; Apiaceae
Exons: 3
Coding region: 363-2126 (587 amino acids)
Source: RefSeq, a predicted model, not a curated record
AUACAAAGAAAAAAAACACAUACGUAGGUUAUUAGAUACAUACAUACAUGUAUUGUAUGUAUGAACACCGACUCAAACACCCCAUUGUUCUUUUGGGGCUUCUCAUCUGUUUUUAACAAACUCAUUUUUAGUGUUCAACCGUUACAUUCCUCAGACACCUCUCUCUCUCUCUCUCUAUCAUAUGAAAUUGUUUGCUUGAUAUUCUUAUGGGAUUGAUAUUAAAAUGAUCUAUUAUCCAAUUUAGAGAUGCCCAUUUGGAGAUUUUGGGGUUUAAUCUAAUUGGGGUGGUUUUUGUUCGUUUAUUUUUGUUUCAGUGUAGACAGAGUGAUAAAGGGCUAACGGUCACAACUUUAUGAUUCUUGAUGGACCCAAACGCUGUGGUUUUUGAUUUGAGUUCUGAUGAUGAUGUGGGGUGGGGAAAGAACAUAGGGGCUGAUGAUGAUGAUUGUGAUAGAGUUGAGGAUUGUAAAUGGAUUCAGGACUUUUUCAAUGAUGAUUCCGAUGAUGUGGUUUUUGUUAGUGAGGUUGUGGUGAAGCCAAAGGACAGGAAGUUGAAAAUUGUUACUAAUAAUUAUGUCAAAGAUUUCAAUCAUGGGGAUGAUGAUGAUGAUUGUGUGAUUUUGGAUGGUGAUCCUGAUAAGGAAGUUGAGGCUGUUGAAGGCUUGAAGACUCAGGAUGAUGCAACCCAAAGUGAUUCUGAUGAGCUGAUUGUUGUUGGGGAGACGGGGCAGGUUGCAUGUAGAGACUAUCCUCAUCCACGACAUCUCUGUGCUAAAUUUUCUUUCACGGCAACGCCUCAUGAACAGUACUGCAACCAGUGUCAUUGUUAUGUUUGUGAUUCACUGGCUCCAUGUCUCCAAUGGGGCACUGGCAAUUCCUUUAGUGACCAUUGUCAUGCCACCGCGAAGGAGGAUUUCUGGAACCAACAGAGAGAUAGCUUAAAGAAAAGUCACCAAACUAACUUGCCUGUUCCUAAAGUUCCUUGUACCCCAAUGCCAACAAACCAGUCUCCAGCAUCAACUCCCCAGAUAGAAUACCACAUACCCCAGGCUCAGGUCCCCGUGUCAGCACCAGUUUCAACUAUACAAUAUAGUACAUACCAGAAUCAGGUCCCCAAGCCAGCACCAAUAUCACAGUUACAAUGCCGCACAUCCCAAGCUCAGGCCCCAAGGCUGGCACCAAUCCAGCCAUGCUCAACAACUAAUAAGAUGCCAAGUAUCAGAGGCCAAAGAUCUGGGAGUGUUAUGCCUAUAGAUAAUUUCCAACCGAAUUUGACAUCGCUGCAGUUACACAACAUUGCCAACAACGUUCUUGUAAGCGAUAGAAGACAGACUGUUGGUAGUUUAGGUCCUCGAGUUAAUGUUCCUGCUGCUGUUUUCAAGAGGAGAGGAUCAUCUGGGGUUGCUUUGGCAGCCGCUCAACAAAGUGGUUAUUUAAACAACGCCCAUGGAUAUAAAUACAGAAGAAAUCCUGCUCUGGUGGCAGCACCUUGUAAGAGCAUUACAAUGAGAUCUGCUGAAAAGUAUACAGAGUCAAGCAAUUGCCAGCAUUCCUCUCAACAAUAUGUGCAGAAAAUACCUUCAAAGUUCAUAGCUUCUCAGCCUCCACUACAACCCCAUUUAUCCUCCCAGCCAGAUGUGGGCACCCCUUAUAUGAAUCCAGUGCCUAAGCAACCUCUGUUGCCUUGCCAGUUAAAAACAAGCAAUGUCUUAGUGAAUUCAACUUCACAACCUCAAAAACCAUAUCAUCAGGCAUAUGCUGGAGGAAUGGUUUCGAGGCAAAAUUCAGUCCAAUCCAGAGUUUCCUCACAGCUCAUCAGAACUAACAGCUUUGGAAAUAGAGCAUCUUCAGAAUCUCCGGUCUAUAGUCCUACUAACCAUGCUGCAGAUGGUUUCCAGGAUGUUUCUCAGCAACAAUAUCAAACUAGCAAUUUUGUGGAUACUGGUAUUUCAGGUGUAGACUUAAAUUGGGUUCCAAACAAAAGUCACGACAUCAGCCAACAGCCCGAAGCAGAAAACUUCCAACCUGAAGGCACGGGCUAUUUAGAUGAGUCUGAGCCUUUUGGUGAAUUUGACUCCUACUUUGACGGAAGCUCGAAUGAUGGUUCAUUUGAUUUUCUGCUAUAGAAUGCAGGUCUUUCUUCAGAACCAGUAAACCAGCUCUAGCUACUUCAAUUAUUGUAAUUCCCUGGUAAUCUUCUUAUUGCUAGAUAGUAUUGUUUAGAUAGCUCUUGAGUUUUAAUUGCACAAAGCAAGGUAUACCACUGAGGUUUUUUCUUGUCUUUUUAUGGUGAAGUUUCUAUAUCUUGACCAUUAUCUACAGUUCAUUGUUUAUAUCAAAUUAUUUCAAUCAGCAGUUUUUAAUGAUC